Necator americanus (New World hookworm) is the source of this 1116-nucleotide messenger RNA. RefSeq lists its product as uncharacterized. The transcript is spliced from 13 exons. Bases 1 to 1116 code for a protein of 371 amino acids. Lineage: Eukaryota; Metazoa; Nematoda; Chromadorea; Rhabditida; Ancylostomatidae. The record is from RefSeq and is a predicted model, not a curated record.
AUGCUUUGGGAAGUUGCACUCAUCGUUUCAUUCGAACAAAUCGGUCCGAAACAGGAUCGAACAGGUUAUAGUUAUGUCUUUAGGUGUUAUAGCUCUUUCAAUUGUGGAGAUUACAGCAUAGCUGUAAUUGUGGUCAUCGGAGCCUUUUCGUACGCAUUCUACCUUUGGUACCACGAUGAAAGUCAAAGAAAACGCAAGCCCAAGUUCGCUAAGGUUGAUGGACCAAUUCAAUUGCCUGGAGAAUUGAAAGGUGUCGAACCGUCACCGAGUGUUAAAGCAUUGAGAGCAAGAACACCUACUGGACGUCGUAAGAGCUCUGCGGCUGCUACGCCAUCCGAGCAUAGAAGCGAGAAUGAUGAUCUACCUGUUGCAAUUCCAUUCAGUAGUGCUGAACUAGAGAUAGAAUACGGUAAGGAUCCUACCGCUCGUUCACCUGAAAACCUCGAACACGUGAAGCCCGCUCAACUUUUUUCACCUGAGGAUACCAACGAAGAAAUCAAAGUGCAUACGACACCUAUAAGGCCGAAAAAACCUGAGAAAGACAGUAAUUCAACAAAAACCGCUAAACAAGCAGAACCUAGCGCCGUGAAAUUGCAAGAAGAGUCGAAGACAACUACAGCGCGACAAGAAGACGUCAUGCCGGUUGAUUCCAUGCAAAAGGAAGGACUGAGAGAAGAAUUGAUGAGAAAAGGCCUGGGAGAGGCAUUAGAUUCAGAAUCGGACAUGAAAGACAAGGAAUCACAAUCACCGCUCUUAGUACCAUCACGAACAGCAAGUGAUACAAGCGUCAUGAAAACAUCGCAUUGUUACUGCAGAAUAACCAACAAGAGCAAACCGCUCAAGGACAACUCUUGCCUCUUUGAUCCUAAUGUUAAACUAAAAUUAGUGCCGACAGAGACUCACCCCAUCACUUACUCACGCUACAAUCCUAUUCGUCUUAUAGAUCCAAUAGAUAGUAUUACGGAGCUCACACAAAAACCUUUGGAAAAUGAUCCUGGAAUUGAAGAGCAGAAUUUUCUUACACCAUUUUAUCCUAUAGUUCAUGCUAUUUCCUAUGCACAUUGGCAUGCAAAAAUGAUCGAUGAACUUAUCAGAAACAAAGACUUUGUCGAAUAA